Messenger RNA from Anopheles moucheti, 2268 nucleotides. RefSeq lists its product as uncharacterized. NCBI's taxonomy places the organism in Eukaryota, Metazoa, Arthropoda, Insecta, Diptera, Culicidae. The record is from RefSeq and is a predicted model, not a curated record. Bases 848 to 1804 code for a protein of 318 amino acids. The transcript has 5 exons.
CUCAGUGUUAAUCGGUGAUAAAUAGAAUUCAACUAAUAUCGAAACCGAGUAAAAGCCGGGUGAACCAUUUCGAAAUCAUUUUGAAACCGAGUGAAAAAGUGAUGCAGGACUAGCUGUGACCGGCUUUCUAGUAAAACCAAUUCGUAAUCAAAACAUCACGCUUCAAUCCAUUUACCAAUCCAACGCCAAUCUGAUCGUGCUUUAGAGAAAACAUUUAGAGAACGUUAUUAUGAAGUUAACAAGCAAAAGCUCGUUAAAAGUUAGGUUAAAUUUCGAAAGAGCAAUGCAAAGCCAAAUUUUCCACACAGAGGGCCCUGGAGAUUGAUGUCAAAUGGCUGUCUUCUAUUGAUUCUAAACUAUAGACGAACUAAAUAAGCACUAUUUUCUGAUCCGUUCACAAUGUUAUUUCAAUAUCUUCCUUUUCUGAUCGGUGGUCUGAUAGUGUUGUGGAAAAUAUUUGCAUUUUUGUUUGCUAUUACAAUGGAUAUUUUAUUAGUUUGCGUUCAGUUCCACCUCGCAUACACCCCAAUGCCGGGAAGCAGAAACAUGUGAAAAAGGGGUAGCUGUGCGAGCGAAUGAUACAUGCAGUUUCUUUUUUGGUCGUUCUCAUGAUCGUUGGAACCUAGCGUCAACAGCUGCGCGCACAGACACCAUGCGGCUGCGGGUGACUCGACCCGGGUGACAGUUACUAAUAUUGGGUUGGAUUAUCUGCGGAGCAAAUGCAACGUACUGGCGCGCACACGUUUGGUCGAUCCUAUCCCGUCCCAUUCUCUCUUAAUGGCUCGCAAAAAAAUUCGGAUCGUGGCAAUGCGGUGCCGGUAAACAACCCGUGAACGAGCCGCAAGCAAUGGAAUCGAUGCACGUUGAGAUGGACGUCGAGGAGCUGGAACAUGGCAUGUUCAGUAUUGGUGAGCGUGGCGAUACCACGCAGGAACGUGGCCACGGUGGUGUACGCGAGCCUCGCCACUACGCAAAGAGAACGCUGACCGCACUGGAACGCAAGAAAAGCGAACGAGCACGCAAAGCGCGUCAGCUGCAUCGAUUCCGCAAGUGGUUGAUCCCGAAGAAUGCAAUCGUGGCACUGCACGAACUGCAGGGUCCCGGUAUGGCCGAGUUCACCAUAAUUACGAACGGCCAGCAAACGAAGGCGGAGAUUAUAAUCAACAACGUGAAGUACGAGGCAACCGCGCCGAACAAGAACCUCGCGAAGGCAAAGGCCUCCGAGAAGGCAUUGCGCGAUCUGGUCCUGACGCAGAUGAUGCGUCUGAAGCAGCAGCGACUAGCCGGCCAGGCCGCUGCCACUGCGGGCGCUAUGGACGGCGUAGAGGUGAAUCCGCAGGCAACCGAUUCGCUGGACUCCAUCGAAACGGAGGAUCUCCCGAUGGAGCAUCUGGCCUCAUUUGCGCUGUACAAGCUGUUCACCCAGUGGGAGGCUGAAGGGUUUGAGAUGCCGUUUACUAAGACAACGCGCCCGAAGGCCCCCCAGGCAGUGGCACUGGCUGACAACGGAGCCGGUACAUCCUUCCUACCGAAGGUGGUGAAGACCGUUGCGGAUCUGCCAGAGAACGCCAGAUGGAGCCAUCCAACCGUAGUGUUCGCAUACAUGCGUCCACAAAUUGCAUACGAAGAACUCGGCUCGAUCAACGACCCGAUGAACCGAGAGUUUAUGGCCGGCUUACGCACGGACGGUCUCCAUUUUAUCGGCAAGGGCCGUUCGAAGAAGCUGGCUCGUAAGGCAGCUGCUGUGGAAGCCUGCAAGAUACUGUUUGGGCUGGAGUUUGACGAGAACGUGUUGAAUGGAUAGAGUGCCAUCCCGGAGGGAUGUAUGUUUAUAGCACUAUUUAUUCCUAUAUAUUAAUACCCGUUCCAAACGAAGAAUCUCAGCCCGAACGAAGUGGCUUAGAGUAUAUCGAGGCUGCAGCGGAACUGAAGCAGGUGAUGCAGCCUCACUAUAUAUGAAUUACUGAAUUACUGAAUUACUUUUUCUUCAUCAACGGAUACGUUCGUUAUCGCAUUAGUUGCCGCGUCUCGGCCUACUUUUUGUAUGGUAUUAUUGAAAUAGCUCAUCAUUACUUCCGGUUCAUUUUGAUUCAUUUUUGACUCUUUUCGGCACACAGCAGAGAUUGUAAUAACAGGCAGAAGAAGUUUAAAGACACACCUACCAUCAAAUCCAUCCGUACGUCUCAUAUUCCCCUCAGGACCAAAAUUAAUUCCAACACUAAUGCAGAGUAGUAGAUUAUUAUAUUGAAUAUUAAAAUUGCCGUACCA